Molecule: messenger RNA, 1035 nt
Organism: Pisolithus orientalis
Lineage: Eukaryota; Fungi; Basidiomycota; Agaricomycetes; Boletales; Pisolithaceae
Product: NAD(P)-binding protein
Exons: 3
Coding region: 1-1035 (344 amino acids)
Source: RefSeq, a predicted model, not a curated record
AUGGCGAGUGAGAAGGUAUGCACGGUAUUGUCGAGGUUGGCUGAGAGGGUGCCCCAAGUACCGCUCUACAUCGCUGGCGCUGUGUCUCUUUCAGUCGUCACAUGUUUACUUUUCCGUAGUCGGCCGCCACGACGAACCCAAGCCAUCGCUGUCAGCAAGGAAAAAGUCCUCGUUCUCGGCGCCACGAGUGGUGUUGGACGUGUCAUUGCUCAGCAGUAUGCUCUUCGAGGUGCAUAUGUCUGUGUGGUGGGUCGCCGAGAGGACAAACUCAACGAGGUUGUGCAGGAAUGUGUCGAGCUUGCUGCUCGGAAUGGGUUCGAGGGUAGAGGGCUAGGAGUGAGAGCCGAUAUCUCCGAUGUCAACGACAUGAUCCGAGUGCGCGAAACGGUGGAAAAGGCAUGGAGCGGCUUGGAUACCGUCAUUGUCGCUGCGGGAGUUUCGACUCUGCAGCCUCUCAUGGCUGUCGCCGGAGUUGAGAUGUCAACUCCGGAUAUCGUAGGAUCUCAGGCGAGUCCGGAGGGCAUUCAACACGCAGUUAACGCUGCUCAAGCUGCCGUCAAUGGCAAUUACCUCGGCUCCCUUGUCGCCGCAGUCACUUUGAUCCCUCUUUUGACCUACACAUCCUCCUCUCCAUCUAUACUGUUGUUGUCUAGUGCUGCAGCAGUAUUACCCCCACCUACCCGGUCCAUCUAUGCCUCAACGAAGUGUGCAUCCCUUAUGUUGUACCAAGCCCUUCAAAUUGAACAUCCUUCCAUCAAAUUUACAUUUUUCUUUCCCGGCACUAUCGAGGGUGACUUCCGUGCCUCUGCGGUGGACAACCCACCCGGUUGGACUACUCCGCCAAAAAUUCACGAAGAUGACCCAAACAAGAAUGGUUUGAAGCGGGAAGUGGUGGCGAGAGGGUGUAUACGCGCGAUUGACAGAGGAGAGAGGAACGUGUAUAUUCCUCGCCAUUACAGGGUUGCACACGUUCUCUAUUGGUUCUGGCCUGCGUUCAUCGAAUGGAGGACCAGCGUGAAAUAUAACUUCAGGUGA